Molecule: messenger RNA, 3967 nt
Organism: Octopus bimaculoides (California two-spot octopus)
Lineage: Eukaryota; Metazoa; Mollusca; Cephalopoda; Octopoda; Octopodidae
Product: succinate--CoA ligase [GDP-forming] subunit beta, mitochondrial
Biological process (GO): tricarboxylic acid cycle; succinyl-CoA metabolic process
Cellular component (GO): succinate-CoA ligase complex; mitochondrion
Molecular function (GO): ATP binding; succinate-CoA ligase (GDP-forming) activity
Source: RefSeq, a predicted model, not a curated record
AUCUCUUUAUCUCUCUCUCUCUCUCUCUGUUGUGACAUGUGAGAUCUUUAAAAUGGCGGCCGCGAGGAAAGUGCUUCAACAUGUGUGUUGUCCGUUGCUGCGGAAUCAGCCAAAAGUUGUCUUCAACCAAGUCCGAUGGCUCAACUUACAAGAAUACCAAAGCAAAAUGCUAAUGGCCGACUAUGGCAUUAAUGUACAAAAGAACUGUGUUGCUGACACUGCUAAGAAUUCUAGUUCUUUAGCCAAGAGUCUCAAUUGUAAAGAAUAUGUUGUGAAAGCUCAGAUAUUGGCUGGUGGCCGUGGUAAAGGUGUAUUUCAACCAAAUGGCUUUAAAGGAGGUGUCCAUUUAACAAAAGAUUUAAACAAAGUUGAGGAAUUGGUUGGGAAAAUGUUAGGUAAUAACUUGGUCACCAAACAAACAUCAACUUCAGGUGUAAAAGUUACUAAGGUAAUGAUUGCUGAAGCUUUGGAUAUUUCUCGUGAGGCCUACCUAGCAAUCCUGAUGGACAGAAAAUACGGAGGACCUGUGAUAGUCGGUAGCCCCUGUGGUGGCAUGGACAUUGAAGAGGUUGCUGCCAAAUCACCCGAAGCCAUUUUUACGGAACCAAUCGAUAUCUUUACUGGGAUUUCUAAGAAACAAGCUCUCAAGAUGGCUUCCAACCUUGGUUUCAAAAGUAAUUUGCAUGAAGAAGCUGCCAACCAAAUCUGCUGUUUGUACAACCUGUUUCAAAAUGUCGAUGCCACCCAAGUAGAGGUGAACCCUUUUGGGGAAACUAAUGAUGGCAAAGUUGUUUGUUUUGAUGCUAAGAUCAGUUUCGAUGACAAUGCUGUAUUCCGCCAGAAGUCUAUAUUUGCAAUGGAGGACACAACUGAACAAGAUCCGAGAGAGGUCGAAGCUGCUAAAUUUAACUUAAACUAUAUCGGCAUGGAUGGCAACAUUGCCUGUCUUGUAAAUGGUGCUGGGUUGGCAAUGGCAACCAUGGAUAUAAUUAAGCUGUAUGGUGGAGAACCAGCAAAUUUUCUGGAUUGUGGUGGCACUGUUACAGAGAAGCAAGUCUUUGAAGCAUUUAAGCUGUUAACUGAAGACUCACAAGUGAAAGCAAUUCUUGUGAACAUCUUUGGUGGUAUUGUAAACUGUGCUACCAUUGCCAAUGGUAUAACUAAUGCUUGUAAGAGUAUGAAAUUUGACCUUCCUCUUGUUGUACGACUUGAAGGUACCAAUGUAGUCGAAGCUAAAAGAAUUUUGAAGGAAAGCAAGUUACCUAUUGUUUCGGCUGAUAACCUAGAUGACGCUGCCCAGAAAGCUGUCCAGUCUUUGUCCUUAUAAAAAGAAUUUAGUCAGGAAAGGGUUACCUUUAGUUUCUCUUUCGUUGCUGCCUUUGCAGCAAUGUUCAAAAUCCACGAACAUUCCACCUGAUUAUAUAUUUUCUCUCACUUCCUCUCUCUCUCUCCCUCUCUUUCUACAGUAAUUUUACUGCUGACCUGUUACAUAUUGAAACACAUGCACACGUCAUUAUUUCUUUUUAAUAAAAUAAUGCUGCAUUAUUGACUCCUUUCUAAAGAUUUUGGGAUUAAAUGUAAGUUGGCAGACACAGCAAACAACUGGAUUAAAUGUCUCCUAGGCUUUAAUCUUGUGUCUUUUUAUUCAGGCCCUGUCAUCAUGAAUUUGUCAAUUCAAACCUUUUGGUACCAGCGAUAUAUUGGUGUCAACCAUAUCUGCUCCCUUACAAUAAAAAAAACAAAAGAAAAAUUAGUCCUCGUUAUUAACUGAUGUUUCAUUAAUUAGAAAUCUUCAAGUACAAUGAUAUAUUUUAUUUCAUAUUUUGUUGCUUCCAUUCUUGUGGGUUGUUAACUGGUGUGGAGACUGGUGGUGGUGGUGGAGGUGAUGAGGGGUCUAUUUUAUGAUGGUAAGUUCUAGGAAAACUUAGGUCUGUGAUUCACUUUCAUUUCAUAAAAGAAAUUUGCAUCACUUGGGUGGUAGAUUUCUUUGUAAAUGGCAUGAACAUUGCAUAUUUCCUGUUUCCACUGCUGUGUAAAUUCCGUAUGAAAUACAGAAUUUACUUUUUGAAAGAAAAUAUUUCUUUUUUAUCUUCUUUAUUGAAACAAAAGCAACUUUUAUAGAAGCAUUUUUUUUUAUUAGCUUAUUUUGCAAAAAAACAAACAAAAAAAAAGACCGAAAAGCCAUGUUUGCAUUCUUUUAUUCUCUUGCACUUACGCUGUGAUGUUUACAUUUUAAAUACCUUGGCCAAAUUUGGGGUUUGAUAAACAAUGUGAAAGGAGAGGAUGUUUGUUUGUUUGUCAAAUAAGGAGGUGGGAGGUUUUCCAUUGAUUGCCAAAUAAGGAUAUAUAUAUUGAAGCAUUUAUGUCUUCAAUGGAUGCUUAAAGUUUUAUUUUAUCUUUUCUGUUUUUUUUUUAUGUAAUAUAUUUCAUGUAAAAUGUUUUAAUAAAAAUAUCACAUCUCUAAAUUCAAGCUGUUAAAUAAGAAAUUGAUCCCACAUAAAAUAUGGCAUAAAUUUACAAUGAUACAUAUCUUUCUAUCUCUCUCUAUCUGUCUAUCUAUCCAUCCAUCCAUCUAAAGUAGGAAAAUUUCACAGAAGGAUCACAAUUUAAUUAAUUUCAGUGCUGUUUCAUUUGAAAUAAACAUCAAUAAAACUGUAAUUGCAUAAUUAAGAUACAUGAUUAAUAUAAAUUAAUUGAAAUUAAUUUAGAUUGCUCUUAAGGAUUAUUUUAGUCAAUUAUGCAUAUACAUGCAAGCUUUUUCCACUUGGAGUUACUGCAAUAUUAUUACACGUUGGAGUUUAACGACCUAUAAUUGAUUGAGUUCUUAAUUACUGUGGAUUACAGUAGAUUAUUGAUGCUUUAUAAAUACAUACAUAUAUAUAUAUAUAUAUAUAUAUAUAUAUAUGAUGCAUAAGUAUAUAAAGGAAAUGCAAGCUCAAUGUAUUUUAGUGACUGCCAGUUUCAUCCUUUGUUUCUUCAGAAGCUAGCAGUCUUUGGAAUAUAUCAGUCUUUCCAGUCCCAGAAAUAAAUAUUCCUCUACACACAAUAUUGAUUUCUUUUCAUAUGUGGCAAUGUGUAUACUCUACUGAAACCUUUUUCAUUCACUUUCUUUGUGUGUGUUUAUAUAUAUAUAUAUAUAUAGAUGGAUAUUUAUAUUUAUAUAUAGUGGUAAUGUUUCUUUUUGUGCUCAGUUAUAAAAAAAAGCAAUUUUACACUAACCUAAAGGGUUACUCUAUGCUUUUGUAGAGUACAGGUUUAUUAGGGACCCCUUCACAGAGUAACUGCUGCAUUUGCUGAGUAUAUAAGCAGUUUGGCUGCUUGUUUCUCUGGAGAUUGUCAUAAUGAUGUGGACGCCUCUGAUGAGACCCCAAUAAGGCUUGAAAAUUGAUUUAAGUUGUUCAUCAUUCUUUUCAGUCUGCAAAGAAAUGGCUAAAAUUUGCCCUGUUUAUAAUUAUACCAUAUGUUACAUAUAUAUAUGUAAAGCUUUUAUUUCUGUAGUGAGAAGCAUUAGUGAUAUACUGUGGAUAAAUAUAUUUCACGAUCAAUUAGAAUUUGACAUGGAUACAGCAGCAAUUAAAAGAAAAAAAAAGUGUCUUAAUAAUGAUCUUUGAUUAGAUUUUUGUCCCCCCUCAUUUUUUUUCUUAAUAUCGAUAUAUUUUUAUUGCCAAAUGAUUGAAUGAGAUAGAUUAAUUGAUCUGCCAUCCACUGAUUAUGUAAGGGAUAAAUGAUUUAGCAUCAAAUGAUUAUGUGAGAGAUAAACGGUUUACUAAGGGGUUACAAAAUAAUCCAAGCAGCAUGCGACCUCAUCAAAACACAAUGAUUCCUGAAAUAGGGUUUACUCUUGUACAUUCGAUUCUUUCAGGAAUUUUAACAAUCAGGUGUAUUUCUAUAUUAAGUCACUUUUUUUAUGGAAACGUAUAUUUCUUGAACUUUGUUGUCAGAUGAAAUAAAAAUGAUUUUUGUACAA